This is a messenger RNA of Bufo bufo (common toad), 1651 nucleotides long. It is a transcript of the gene ACAA1, whose product is annotated as acetyl-CoA acyltransferase 1. Lineage: Eukaryota; Metazoa; Chordata; Amphibia; Anura; Bufonidae. Gene Ontology annotation, biological process: fatty acid beta-oxidation; phenylacetate catabolic process. The record is from RefSeq and is a predicted model, not a curated record. Gene Ontology annotation, cellular component: peroxisome. Gene Ontology annotation, molecular function: acetyl-CoA C-acyltransferase activity.
GGCCUGCUGGAGGCGCUGUCUGAUCCUCCCACCUGAUUCUUUAUAAACUAAUCUUUGUUCGGGAUGUGAAGUCCACGCUGAGCAGUCGUCGGUGACCGCCCUCUCACUGGUUGCAGUGGUGACAGGCUGGGGGCAGAGGUCAGUGCAGUCGCUGCGGUGCACCAUGCAUAGAGUACGGGUUGUGCUGGGACAUCUCCCGGGGACUUCCAGGGGGAUUCGGGCUGAGACCACUGCAGCCACAUCGGACAGAUCUCAGGACAUCGUGGUCGUGCACGGCAGGAGGACCCCAAUCUGCAAAGCCAAGAGAGGGGGCUUCAAGGAAACAACACCCGAUGAGCUCCUGUCUUCUGUCAUGACUGCGGUUCUCAAGGAUUUGAAUCUGAGGCCUGAGCUGCUAGGGGAUAUCUGUGUAGGAAAUGUGCUACAACCUGGUGGAGGCGCUGUCGUUGCAAGAAUUGCCCAGUUUCUCAGUGGAAUCCCAGAGACUGUGCCCUCAUCCUCUGUGAACAGGCAGUGCUCUUCAGGCCUGCAGGCCAUCAUCAAUAUAGCCGGUGGCAUCAGAAAUGGUUCAUAUGAUAUUGGAUUGGCAUGUGGGGUUGAAUCCAUGAGCCUCAGAAGUGGAGGAGAUCCUGGAGACAUUAGUCCCCGUACUUUGGAUGAAAGUAAUGCCAGGGACUGUUUGAUCCCCAUGGGGAUUACGUCCGAGAACGUGGCUGAGCGGUUUGGGAUUACGAGACAAAAACAAGACUCUUUUUCUUUGGCAUCUCAAAAAAGGGCUGCAGCUGCACAAAAAUCUGGCAAUUUCAAAGCUGAAAUAGUUCCUGUGACCACCACAUUUACAGAUGAUCAGGGCAACAAAACCACCAUAACUGUGACGGAGGAUGAGGGGGUUAGACCAAAUACGACAAUAGAGGGACUUGCAAAGCUUAGAUCUGCAUUUAAGGAUGGUGGAAGCACAACUGCUGGAAAUGCCAGUCAAGUCAGUGAUGGUGCAGCUGCAGUUUUACUAGCCAAACGCUCAACCGCCGUUCAGUUGGGUCUCCCCAUUAUGGGAGUGUUAAGGUCCUUUGCUGUAGUUGGGGUACCCCCUGACAUUAUGGGUAUAGGACCAGCAUAUGCCAUACCAGUGGCCUUGGAGCAGGCAGGUCUCUCCAUCCAUGAUAUAGAUGUGUAUGAAAUUAAUGAAGCUUUUGCCAGUCAGGCUGUGUAUUGUGUAGAGAAAUUGGGCAUCCCUUUGGAAAAAGUUAACCCCAAUGGAGGAGCCAUAGCAUUAGGACAUCCCCUGGGCUGUACAGGAACCCGGCAACUCACUUUACUCAAUGAGCUGAAGAGAAGGGGUAAACGGGGUUAUGGUGUUGUAUCAAUGUGCAUAGGAACUGGAAUGGGAGCAGCCGCUGUGUUUGAAUACCCUGGAAACUAAAGCCUCCAAUAACCCAAGUCGUCUUUGACCAAAAUGGUACCCACCUCCAUAAUUUGUUGCAAAUUUAUUUUUUUAUUGAUUUUGAAAAGGACAUGGUACAUGCUCAGAAAACAAUACAUGUGACAAGUCGUUUUUUUUUUUUUUUUUUUGCAUCUGUAAUAGACAUGAACCUGUCUGUAAAAUGAUUUAAAUAAAACAUAAGAACUGAUGCCGAUAGCGGCCAACAAUAAA